This is a messenger RNA of Dissoconium aciculare CBS 342.82, 1781 nucleotides long. RefSeq lists its product as uncharacterized. Gene Ontology annotation, biological process: NAD+ catabolic process; NADP+ catabolic process. Lineage: Eukaryota; Fungi; Ascomycota; Dothideomycetes; Mycosphaerellales; Dissoconiaceae. The coding region runs from base 180 to 1433 and encodes 417 amino acids. The transcript has a single exon. Gene Ontology annotation, cellular component: cytosol. Gene Ontology annotation, molecular function: NADH pyrophosphatase activity. The record is from RefSeq and is a predicted model, not a curated record.
UGAAGAGGCUAGGCAAUAGAAUUGUUCGAUACGACGCGUGAACGAUAAAGAUGAUGUAUAUGUAGUCGGUCGGUAUUUUUCAGACAGCACAUAUUUGCCUUCUGUCUUUUUCUACACAACCUAUAAUUUCACCGCCGCCUGCGCUUUUAUCUGCGUCACCAGACUGUGAACCAUAGAGAAUGUCUACCUUGCAAAAGCAACCCGACCUUCCUGAGCCAGCCUAUCCCGAAGUCGACUCAAUGCUGUCUAGACGAUUUGGCAAAGAGGUAGCAAAUUAUUUCGCUGGCUCGCCACUGAACCGACUCGGGUUUUUGCGAGCCGACAAUACUUUCCUCUCCCGCGCUGUGAAGCAUCCAAGCACCUCGUUCCUCCUCUGUAAUGAGCUUCAGCCGCUCGUAGAACCGAACACGCCGGCUGGACAGGGAAAGCUCCACUUUGUCAAAUAUGAAGACGUCAAACCUGUCAUCGGUGAGGACCCGUGGGCGCACCCCGAAGAGGACCAGAUCAAAGCAUACAACAGCGAGAAGUACAUUCCUCAAAUGAUCUUCCUAGGUCUCGACGAGAAGGUCACCACUGGAGGUCUGGAGUACGAGGGCAAGAAUCUGUACAAGGGAGCGCCUUAUUUCGCUGUCGAUGUUACGCCACGAGAGAGCGUUGGAUCGGCGUGCGAGUCGCUGCUUGCCGCACAGAAAGAGAAGGGCUAUGAGAUUUCAAAGGGCCGGAUGAUGGAUCUUGACCCGUCACACGCCGCUAUCUAUGCUGCAGCUCGACAAUUGCUGGAUUGGAAUGCACGUAACCCGUACUGUGCAGGGUGCGGACACAAGACAAUGAGUGUGAAUGCUGGAUUCAAGCGAACAUGUCCAUCCAAGGAUGUCGCCAACAAUGCUAGCGAACGACCGCCCUGUGUGACACGAAAAGGCGUUACAAAUUUAUCAUUUCCUCGCACCGAUCCAACUGUGAUCAUGGCUAUCUUAAAUCACGCAGGCACCCAUAUCCUACUCGGCCGACAGGGCCGAUGGCCACCGCAUUGGUACUCAACCCUUGCAGGCUUCGCCGAGCCGGCUGAGUCAAUUGAGGAGGCAGUGCGACGAGAGACCUAUGAGGAAUCUGGGGUCCUGGUCGGGCGAGUCGUCGUACACAGUACCCAGCCUUGGCCUUACCCUGCGAACUUGAUGAUUGGUGCCAUCGGCCAGGCUGUCCCUCAAGGUGAGAAGAUCAACCUCGGCAAUGAUCCGGAAUUGGAGGACGCACAGUGGUUUUCCUUGGACCAAGUACGAGAGGCUUUGUCCAAUGGUGUCAGCGGACUGGAUGAGCCAGCAGGCUCCAAGUACAAGGAGGGUGGACUGAGACUGCCACCGGGUACAGCUAUCGCAAAUCAACUGAUGACAGCGGUCGUCAACGGAGUGUUCACAGGUGCCAACAGCAAGAUCUGAAUUUGUUGAAUUGCGAUUGUCUGCAAUGAAUGGUUUCGAGCGUAGGCGCUGGUGGCGCGUGGAGAAGUGGUGUUGUUGAACAAGAGCCUUGAGGAGUUUUUGGAUAUCGCCGGGGUUGCGAUUCAGUCGAGGAUUUUAUACAUACAGCUGCAGAUAGUUCGUUGAUGCCAGUAAAGAAAGAUAAAUAAGUACAUCGUAGGAAGAAGGGUAUCAGUCGACUGUUCAUGCCAUCAGUUGACACUCUCGAGCAGCUUUGGGUCUCCGAAAUCGCCAUUCAGGCUGAAGCCCGGACCAUUCGUACUGCUCAAGACAAUCUCGUGGAUCUCCUUCGGCGUUCGGUCGCUGAGC